AUGCUUGUUCACAAUGGGUUUGUCAAAAUAGAACAUAUUCACAUUUCCAUCGACCCCGUCAGCGCGCGAAACCCACGAUAUUGCUUUGUGGAUUUUCUUGAUAAAGAAACCGCCGACGGCGCCAUUGCAUCUUUGGUUGCCGAUAUCAGCGGGCGGCCCAUUAAAGUCAGCCCAUGCGAACCGAAGAAAAAGCGCUAUCCUCAAGCACACCGCGAGUGUGAAUUUGCUUUUGAUCGAUGGGGUGGUUGCAAAUCCACCUCUCAGGAGAAUCAGGCAGAAGGAGAGCGUGUUUAUCGCAGAGGGAUUGAGCAAAGUCCCCAAGGAGCUAUGGAUCACUUCGAUGAUUUUGUUGACUCUCUUAAGAAACGGAGGCUUUAUGUUGGGGGCUGGAUAGAAUGA
Molecule: messenger RNA, 399 nt
Organism: Penicillium angulare
Lineage: Eukaryota; Fungi; Ascomycota; Eurotiomycetes; Eurotiales; Aspergillaceae
Product: RNA recognition motif domain-containing protein
Exons: 1
Coding region: 1-399 (132 amino acids)
Molecular function (GO): nucleic acid binding
Source: RefSeq, a predicted model, not a curated record